Alternaria rosae is the source of this 1131-nucleotide messenger RNA. RefSeq lists its product as uncharacterized. Bases 1 to 1131 code for a protein of 376 amino acids. The record is from RefSeq and is a predicted model, not a curated record. The transcript has 3 exons. NCBI's taxonomy places the organism in Eukaryota, Fungi, Ascomycota, Dothideomycetes, Pleosporales, Pleosporaceae.
AUGAAGUGCACCUUCUCCCUCCUCUGGGCCUUCCUCGCGCUUCUCGUGCUUGCUAUCGCAGCCCCGGACGUCAUCGACAUCGACAACCUUGCAAUCUCCUCCAGCCUACAGCCAGACGCUCAAGAAGUGUCGACUCUUCGUACUUCUUCGGUGCAAACAGUUCCCCAGGAAUCAUCGAUCCUUGGUACUUCUCCCACCCCGGCUAGUUCCCAGGUAUCAUCAGAAGAUAUCUCGUCCGAAGACGGUUUAAUCGCCGAGCUCCACGGUCUCACUAACACAAACACAACGUUGUCGACUGCCAGCUCCGAUGAUAACGAUGCCACGACCGCCUCCGGGGGGCAGUGGCCUAAUCUCAAAGACUGGUAUCGAGUUGAUGUUCGUCUCGGCGAAGGAGCGACCCACGCUGGAACCUUCCAAUUAGAACGAAUGUAUGAACGCAUUUACUCGGUCCUCAAAAGCUGUAAAAAAGGGUCUACCAUGGACGAAUGCUCUAUCCGCAACGCGGUUUGGAGAGAUGGCGACAACAAUUACCGAACAGACUCGACGCUCUAUCUCGAAGUCGAGCACUCGUACUUCGAUCCAGGGUUUCCAGGCCUCCCGGACUUGGGAUAUCGUAUGAUGGCUAGAGUCUACCAAAAGAUGACCGAGGUUCCGCGGAACUGCUUCACAAUCACGAAAGACAAAAAUGGGGGCUUUAAGGAUAACAGCGGUGGUGACAGAGACUUGCACUUUUGCACCGUUCCAAGCAGAGCGCUCAUCGUAUACCCGACCAACGGAGGUCCAGUUCAGAUGGUCCUCAAAGUCAAACUGGAAUGGGAUCACAAGACAUCCAGCCAAAACUACGAAUGUAAAAGUUUUUCGGAUUCGGGCGUUGCAGAGUACGGAACCGUACCAUUUCGCAACGGUUUCAAUGAAGAAAUCGCCAAACUGCACGGAUGGAGAGCAGACCGAGUCACCACCUUCGUCGACUGCUCAAUCGACAAAUGCUUUUACACUGAUCCGAAGCGUGACAACAUGGAAUGGCAGGAGCAAAGAGACUGCAAGCCGCGAUCGAAUCCGAGAGGGUGCGACAAACUCGAAGGGGGUCCCAAGGCUGAAUACCACUGUCCUCCGGAGUACGCUGGGUGGUAA